Molecule: messenger RNA, 1257 nt
Organism: Exserohilum turcica Et28A
Lineage: Eukaryota; Fungi; Ascomycota; Dothideomycetes; Pleosporales; Pleosporaceae
Exons: 2
Coding region: 1-1257 (418 amino acids)
Biological process (GO): transmembrane transport
Cellular component (GO): membrane
Molecular function (GO): transmembrane transporter activity
Source: RefSeq, a predicted model, not a curated record
AUGACGGCUCAUACAACCCAUGGAGCCGCGGAGCACACAGGUACCUCCUCGCCUCUGCCAACUCGCCAAGAUGCAGAAGCGGGCACAACCUCGGUAUCGCAGGAGAAAGACGUAGCAAUUGGCCUCGUGGGAGAGCACGCACAGGAAAUCGAUCCAGAAAUCGAAGCCAGGGUUCUGCGAAAAAUCGACUGGUUCUUGAUUCCCGCCAUGAUUGUUGGAUACGGGCUGGUAUACUACGACAAAGCCAUCUUGGGGUCUGCCGUCCUCUUCGGCAUGACAAAGGACCUCUCGCUCAGCAUCACAGAUGCCAGCACGACACCCCCAAGAACUGACACAUCGCGUUUGUCAUGGGCGACGUCACUCUUUUAUUUCGGGAUGCUAGCGGGCCUCUAUCCCAUGACUUUUGCUCUGCAACGCUUCAAUCUCGGCCGUAUACUCGGCGGUGUAGUCCUGCUCUGGGCCUUGAUCUGCAUGCUAACAGCAGCCGUAACCACGUACAAAGGGCUGUACGCUCAGCGCUUCUUCCUCGGGUUUGUCGAAAGCAUCAUACCCACUGGUUUCAUGACGAUAGUAUCAAGCUACUAUACGCAACGAGAACAGGCGAUACGGCAAAGCUGGUGGUUCAGCUCUACAGGCCUCUUCACGAUUCUCGGCGGAGCGCUCAACUAUGGAUUCGCACAGAUUACGUCGGGACAGUUACGCCGCUGGCAGUACAUUUACCUUUUGGCUGGCUGUCUGACCUUUAUCUUUGCCGUCUGGUGUUUCAUCAUCCCCAAUUCGUGUGCUCAAGCUUGGUUUCUCUCGCCUGCAGAGCGCAUCGUGGCCGUCGAGCGACUGCGCAAAGGCGCAACUGGGGUGCGGUGCCAGAAGAUCAAACCUGCUCAGCUCAAAGAAGCAGCAUUGGACAUUAAAGUCUGGCUCGUCUUCAUCCUCAUGGCUUCGGCGUACACGGUCAACGGCGCGGUAUCUGGUUUCGGCCCACUUAUUGUAAGUACGUUCGGCUGGUCGACUCUCGCAUCUAUUCUGUGGCAGUUCCCCUUGGGUGGUCUGUGUCUCAUUAGCAUCUUGCUGUGCGGCUAUCUCAGUUCGCGUAUCCCUAAUAUCCGCCUUAUCCUACUUGUUGCAAACUGCCUUCCCGUCAUCGCGGGCUGCGCUAUGAUUUGGAAAGCAAAAUGGACGUAUCAUGCAGCCACUCCCGUAGCAGGGUACUCCAUCAUCGCGACUGAAGCCGGCGUUCGACCUCGGACACUCCGCUGA